AUGUUCGAAACCGAAGCAAGCCUACACUCAUACGAUGGCGGGUGUCACUGUGGAAAGAUUAGCUUCACGGCGCAGCUCUCUUCGCCUAUAGAAGAGCAAGUUGUAAACUCAUGCAAUUGCUCGAUCUGUAGUAUCAACGGCUAUCUCCUGGUCUAUGCGCAAAAGGAGAAUGUUACGUUCCACAAUGCUGUUGAUGCGAUCAAGGAGUACCGUUUCGGAACUUUGAAGUAUCCCCAUGCCUUUUGUCCCAACUGCGGGUCGAGUGUCUAUGCUCGAGGUGAUGGAGGGGAACAUGAUGGCAUUCUAGCCCUUAAUGCACGAGCCCUGAAGAAUGUCGAUAUCAGCACAUUGAAGAUCGUGCCCCUCGAUGGAAAAAGGAUCAAUAUUGACUGA
Messenger RNA from Penicillium paradoxum, 393 nucleotides. Its product is annotated as GFA family protein. Gene Ontology annotation, molecular function: carbon-sulfur lyase activity. The coding region runs from base 1 to 393 and encodes 130 amino acids. The transcript is spliced from 4 exons. Lineage: Eukaryota; Fungi; Ascomycota; Eurotiomycetes; Eurotiales; Aspergillaceae. The record is from RefSeq and is a predicted model, not a curated record.